UGCCGAUGGAACCGAUCAACCAUGUCAUCGAUGGCAUCGACGAUCCACCGUCCUCCCAAGCAACUCAUCAGCGGCGGCGUCCUAAAUUUCUGAACAUGGCGACGGUGCCCCUAAUGAAGAAGACGAUGGCAGAGUUUCUGGGGACGUUCAUCCUGAUGUUCACGCAAGUGUGCGCCAUCAUUAUGGACGAGCAGCACGACGGCGUCGUGGGCCUCAUGGGCAUCGCCGUUGCUGUCGGUCUCGCGGUCAUGGUGCUCAUCUUCUCCCUCAUCCACGUCUCCGGGUGCCACAUGAACCCUGCGGUGAGCAUUGCCAUGGCGGUCUUCGGCCACCUCCCGCCGGCCCACCUCGCCCCGUACGUCACCGCUCAGGUGCUGGGCUCCACCGCCGCCUCGUUCGUGGGCCACGCGAUCUACCACCCCGUGAGCGCCGGGAUCGCCACCGUCCCGAGCAUCGGCACGGUGGAGGCGUUCGCCGUCGAGUUCGUCAUCACGUUCGUCCUUCUGUUCGUCAUCGUUGCGGUUGCCACGGACCCUCAUGCAGUGAAAGAACUGAUCGCAGUUGCAGUUGGUGGGACAAUAGUGAUGAAUAUUCUCAUCGCAGGGCCAGCGACAGGAGCAUCUAUGAAUCCAGCGCGAACGAUUGGGCCGGCAAUUGUUACGGGGAGAUACAGCAAGAUUUGGGUCUACCUGCUGGCUACACCACUGGGUGCUAUUGCUGGUGCUGGAGCUUAUGUUGCGAUUAAGUUGUAGUUACAAACUAUUUUUUUAAGGGAAAUUUGUAGUUACAAACUAGCAUAAAGAGAGGGUCGAUCGUCAAUGUAAAUAGCUCUUUUUCCGGGAGCAUUUUGUUUCUGGGAGCCUGCUAAUGACUACCACAUAAAUGCCUUUUUGAACUGUA
This is a messenger RNA of Lolium perenne, 900 nucleotides long. Its product is annotated as aquaporin NIP3-3-like. Gene Ontology annotation, cellular component: membrane. Gene Ontology annotation, biological process: transmembrane transport. Gene Ontology annotation, molecular function: channel activity. The record is from RefSeq and is a predicted model, not a curated record. Lineage: Eukaryota; Viridiplantae; Streptophyta; Magnoliopsida; Poales; Poaceae.